Molecule: messenger RNA, 1203 nt
Organism: Pichia kudriavzevii
Lineage: Eukaryota; Fungi; Ascomycota; Pichiomycetes; Pichiales; Pichiaceae
Exons: 1
Coding region: 1-1203 (400 amino acids)
Source: RefSeq, a predicted model, not a curated record
AUGGCGACGCCCUUUGAGCAUCAGUGUCAUCAGAUCGAGCGUCUUCUAGCCAUUAGGAGCGUCCAUAGAGACGCUGCACACCGAAAUUCACAGGGUAAAGGUCCAUUGGGAAGCAGACAAAUGAAUAAGUCUAAUACUGGAAGCGGCAGCUCGUUUAAUUCCAUGUCAACCCAUAUGAUGAGUGGUGCACAUCUGGGAACUCUUGUGCAGAAUUUCAAAAGCAAGUCCAAUCGGAGACAGGUUGCUUCACAAACCCAAACAAGUGGCAACUAUAAGACCCCAUACAAAUAUGGGGUUGACGGAAACUAUCCUUUCCAGCAAACUCCAGCAGAGUAUGUCAAUGCUAGUAACCCAAUGAAUCUAUUGCAGCAGCUACAAAGACAGCAGCAGCAGCAGCAGCAACUCUAUAUCCAACAACAACAGCAACAGCAACAGCAACAACAACAACAACAGCAACAACAACAACAACAGGUUCAACAACAGCAACAACAACAACAACAGGUUCAACAACAGCAACAACAACAACAACAGGUUCAACAACAGCAACAAAAUGGAAACUUACUUGAGUCUUUCCUGUACCAACAACUAUCAAACCAAAGCCAGCAAUCUCUACAUUCUCCUGCAUUGACAGCGGCAUCAAUUGGGUUCGACUAUAAUAAUCUCACCAGCUCUACCUUAAAUACUCCUACAGAAGAGAAAAAUCCAGAUAUCUUCGGUAAUGGAUCCAUCAACAAUAACAUGGUCGAUCCAACGUCGCUUUUACCGCUCUUUAAUAGAACCCCUUCCUCUACAUCAAAUAAUGAUACCCCACAAACGGCUUCGCAAUCGAGAUUACCUUCAUUGAAUUUCAACACUCUCUUAGAUCAUCAAGAAAAUGCGCAACGUCCAAACUCUUCUAUGGCCAGCUUGGAUUCUAGUCUUCCCUCAACCCACUCAACUGUUGCCUCUGCCACAGAUGCCAGAAAUGACUCGCCUAAUAUGGUCUCAGACCUGCUUGGGAACUCGCCUGCCUUAACCUCUGUUUCAAACUUGAAUAAUACCAUUGGAUCUAAUGCUACUGCCCCACCCCCUGUUGACCCAUUGGAAUCUAUCUGGAAGAAGAGCAAGGAAACUGAGGCAGCAGAUGGCUUGGAGAAAUCGUACUUGGAAAGUGCAGACCUUUAUAAAUCCAAAGAUUCGGCCGUCUUUGGUAAGACAUUCUAG